AUGAAAACUACUUCUUCUAAUGUUCUGAAUACCGUUUUCUUAGUGUUAGUAGGUUUGGGAGUGUGUUGUGCUGCUAGAACACUCCUUACUCUAGAUGCUGAUGUAAGCAUUGGUGGUGUUAUCCAUGCUGGGGGUGGUGGAGGAGGUGAAGGCGGAGGUGGAGGUGUAGCUGAUGGUGGUUAUGGAGGAGGGGCAGGCAAAGGAGGUGGUGAAGGUGGGGUACAUGGGGGUGGCUAUGCUGGUGGUGGAGGAGGUGGAAGUGGAGGAGGAGGAGGUGGUGGUGCAGGAGGUGCAGCUGGGGGAUAUGGAGGGGGUGCUGGUAAAGGAGGAGGUGAGGGAUAUGGUGAAGGUGGAGCACAUGGGGGUGGUGGCGGCGGUGGUAGUGGAGGAGGAGGAGGUGGUGGCGGUGGAGCACACGGAGGUGGAUAUGGUGGUGGAGAGGGUGGUGGAGCUGGAGGAGGAUAUGGUGGUGGAGCAGCUGGUGGUGGUGGUGGAGGCGGCUCUGGUAGUGGCGGUGGUGGUGGCGGUGCUGGAAGUGCUCAUGGGGGUGGAUAUGGAGGCGGUAGUGGCAGCGGCGAAGGUGGUGGACAUGGUGGAUACUACCCCUAA
Molecule: messenger RNA, 609 nt
Organism: Arachis ipaensis
Lineage: Eukaryota; Viridiplantae; Streptophyta; Magnoliopsida; Fabales; Fabaceae
Source: RefSeq, a predicted model, not a curated record